CAAAGUGGAAAUCAGAUUAAAAAAUAAAAAGUAAUGUUCCUGAGAGGAUUUGCCUGUGUGGAUAAGUUUCCUCAGCUACAGAGAAGCCGGUGAAAAGGGGAGACUGUGUGGAAUGAAGGAAAAGAGGAGGAGAUAAAAAGGAGCAGAGAGAGAGAGAGACUGGCUGGGGGUGAAAAAACAACAGGAAACCAACAGAUUCUAAUGCUGUUUCUGCAAAUCCUUCACAGAUAAAGCAGCGGACUGCCACGUCCCAGCCAAGCAACUCUCACACAAUGACUUUUGUCUGAUCAUCACCUCAAGUUAUGACAACCUAAAGGACUUAAAGUUCAAAAUGUGACGUCACUUCUGCUCUCAGCCUCCAACAGUGUGGUUAGUCAGAAUGUGAGCGGAUGCAGCGUUUUGGGAGCUGAUUGCUGAGAUUUCUAUGUGGCUGCUUUUUUUGACCUACAAACUCAACCUCUCUCGGGGUCAUAUGGAUCGAUCGCUGUGCUUCCAACGAUCUGUUUGUUUUAAUCAUCGGGACUACUAACUGGAGCCACAUGAAGAAUAAAGGGACUAAGCAGAAGUCCAAAAAGAAAGGAAGUGAAAAUGUGUUCGGCUGUGACCUGAUAGAACAUCUCCAGAAUUCAGGACAAGAUGUUCCUCAGGUUCUGAAGAAAUGUGCAGAGUUUAUUGAGGAGCAUGGGAUUGUGGAUGGGAUCUACAGACUGUCGGGGGUCACCUCAAAUAUCCAACAUCUCAGGCAGGAAUUCAGCUCCGAGGCGUGCCCUGACCUUACAGAGGAAGUGUACCUCCAGGACAUCCACUGUGUGGGUUCCUUAUGUAAGCUGUUCUUCAGGGAGCUACCCAAUCCUCUGCUCACAUACGAGCUGUACAGCAAAUUCACUUCAACAGUCUUGGUCCAGGGGGAUCAUGAGAGACUUUUACACAUUCAGGGGGUCAUCAAAGAACUUCCGACCCCCCACUUCAGGACUCUGGAGUACCUUACUAAGCACUUGGCCCACCUUGCCACCUUAAGCACCCAGACGAACAUGCAUACACGUAACCUGGCCCUGGUCUGGGCUCCAAAUCUAUUAAGAUCUAAAGACGUUGAGGCGACAUGUAGUAAUGGAGAAAUGGCUUUCCAGGAGGUGCGGAUACAACAGUCAGUGGUUGAGUUUAUUCUGAACCACAGAGAGGAGAUCUUCAGUGAUUCUGUGCAAAUCAAACCCAAAGAAGGACCGAGUUUGAUGUGUGAAGAGAAGUAUGCCACACUCCCGAUCAGCGGACAGUGUGGGCCCAUGAAACUGAUGAGCCUGGAAGAAGCCCAGGCCCGCUCCUUAGGUCCAAACCACCCUGUGCAUCAAGAACGUCGGCGAGAGAACAGUCUGCCUGAUACCAGCACUGCCACGCUCUACCACACCGUCAUAGACAUAUCAGACAGCAAGAGAAAGUUUUCUGGGAAAUCAAAGAAAUGGAAGUCCAUCUUCAACUUGGGGCGGUCUGUGGACUCGAAGGGAAAACUGAGCCGGAACGGCAGCGUGUUCAUAAGAUCACAAGGGCCAGAGAAGGCAGCUCUCCGUCCAUCCAGGAGCAUGGAGUCCUUGUGCUCCUUACCAACAGAUGAUGACAGAACAGGAAACAACAGUCCAGCUGGUGGAUCCGGCAGCAUUUUUGUUCAAGAUGUAAAAUCCAGAACGCUGGGAUCUGACUCGCUCUAUGACCUGAGUGAACAAGACCAAAGCUGGGAGUUUAAAGGGACCAAAGCUGACGGGGCAACAGGUGGCUGGAGCUGUAGCAUGAACCAAAAGGGGUCACCAGGUGCCUCUGCAGCCCUUCAUAAAACACUGCCAGAGCAACUGAAGGUGUACAAAGGCGAUGACCUUAGUAGCUAUAAGCCCACCUCUCCGAAAAACAGGAGGAUGUUGUACUCAGGCUCCUCCCACAACAGCUCCUCUCGACCCUCCUUCCCGGGAAGCUUCUUCCCGCUGGAGUCCUCGCCGAGGCAUCAGCGCAGGGCCGUCAAUAUAUCUGAGCCUUUUGCUGUGUCUGUACCUCUGCGUGUGUCAGCCGUUAUCAGCUCCAACAGCACGCCAUGCCGGGGCCAUGCCAAGGACAAAGCAGCUGCUCUGAAACCCUGCAGAGAGAGCUCGGAACAGAGCAGCAACAGUGGAAAGAGCAACACGUUCCCCCAAAUGGAACCCAAGAAGCAGGAAGGAACAGGGAAGAAAAACACAGAGGAGCCGACCUCCAGAGUCCCGCCAGAGGAUGCAAGCAGAGAAGUGGUGAAACAAGGUCAAGGAGGGAUGAAUGCUUCUGAACUGGAGCCAGCAUCCCUUGCAAAUGCAAGAGAAGGCAAAGAUGCAGCGCCAUCUCCUGGGAAAGAAGUGAACAACCAGCAGACAACUAUGAAACUGGACAAGCGAUCUUCUACUGGGAGAGAGCUGUGGUCUGACCUCCACCAAGAACUGAAGAUAACUGAACCUGAAAUCGACCUGCUGGACGAGACUUUUAACCCUGUUUUCGGCUCCAAGGGCACCUUUGAGGGCAUGAGGUUAACGAUGGAUGUUAAGUCAAAGCGAAGCCGCAGCUCUCCGUCUCUGUCUUUGUUAUUUAGGGAGCAGUCUUCGAAUACCUCUCUGAGUGAUCGUGCAAUCGCCACUGGAUCCGACUCUGCGAAGAAACAGCCCUCAGAGUCGGACAUCUUAUUUUCUCUUCACAAAAACAGCCGCCCUGCUGACAUGGUGGAUGAGAAAAAGAAGAAGCUGCAUCUAAAUAUCACACCCUUAAACACAGAUGACACCAAACAGUGCCAACUUCCUGUAAAGGAAACCUGUUCAGAUAAAGUUUUGAAGACUUUGACAAUGGAGGACACUCCAACGGCUGCCGGCUUCUCAGGAGGAGAUGAUGCCGACAAAAGAUCUGAGAAACCUGAAAUUCCUCAAGGAGACAAAAAUGUCUCCUGCGAUGGAGCAAAGAAGAACGUGAUUCCCAUAUUGGAGGUUAUUCAGAGGCUGUCGGUGUGUUUGGAGGAGAGACGUAACACCUUGGAGCUGUCAAACCUCGACGAAAGAGGUGGAGGAAACUCAGAGGAGGUGGAGUUGAUGGAGCCCUGGGAGGAUUUUAGCUCCACCAAGCAGUGGGUCACCAGUCCUCUCCACUCACCUGACGUAGAGGAAUUGUUUAACCAGCUAUCGCCCUUCGGCUCUCAUGGGGAAACUCAGGUUUCCUCUCCGCCAGUUGCAAAUAACAAACAGUCUCUCAUCAAGAGCGCUGAGCACUCGUCAGGAAACAUUCCUCAGACUACCAGUAGCAAACCAGAAACUAAAUGGACGUGUUUGCCGUCAGGGGUCAGUGUGAACAGCAAUAACACAACACAACCUCACACAGGAAAAUGCAGCACAGCAAAACAGAAGAACACAUCUCAGAGGUUCUACAGACAGAUGUCUUAUGAGGUGGAGAAAAGAGAGGAAAACGGCUUUUCUAAACACAGACCAUAUUCCCUUAAUUUAGACCUCGGGCAUCGGUGCAUUAGAGACAUUUCUAAUCAGCAAAACCGUAAUUCAUCAGAGUUUUCCGCUUGUCAGAGAGGAUUACUGACCUCCUCUGAAUCUGUAAACACCAGGCUGCCCUCAGACUUGGAGAUGUUUCUGAGUGAUCGGCAGGCGCCUCUUCGCCGAAAUUCGGCCCCGGUGAGCGUGUCAUCGGUGAGAACAGCCUUCAUGAUCAAAACAUGCCAGGCCAAAGCUGUGCCCGUCGUCCCUCCCAAGGUGCAGUACAGUCAGAUACCUCCCUCCAGACACGAGAAGGAUCUUGAUGCAGCGAAGGCACAAGAAAAGGAGCAUCCUAGAAUGAGUGCAGAGAAAAGCAAUGCCGCACUUGCUCCGGUGAUGUCAGAUCUAAAGGAGGAGCUGGAGAAUAAAGAGCCUGCACCCAAACACCAAAAACAGCCACAUGUUGCAGAGUCUGCAAAGACCACAUCUACUCCAGAGCUGCCAGUCAUCACGAGGAGACACGCGCCCAGUCUGGAAGUGUUUGUAGACUGUCCCAGACCUAACAGAGGGAACAUCUUACAGAGACCGUCUUUUAGGAACAGGCAGAGACCUCAAAGCCUCAUCCUGCUCAGCCCUCCUUUUCCCAUCAUGGACUAUCCUCCGUCAGGAGACGACAGCAAGCUCCUUUCGUCCAUCAAGAGCCUGAACGACACGUCAGCAGUGAAUGUCUUUUCUAAAGAGAUAGCGGAGAAUUUCAGGACUCCGGAGGGGGUCGCCCUUCAAAACAAAAUGACGAUUCCAAAAAGUGGACAGAGAUUGGAAACGUCAACCAGCUGCUUCUACCAGCCGCAGAGGAGGUCGAUGAUAUUUGACAGCAGGAGCCACAGACAGAUCGAGUGACUGGAGCUGUAGUCACUGACUAUGACACUGUGUAAAUAGAUACAGUAUAACUGAAAGGAGGAAACCAUGAUGUUUGUGAAAGCUUGACUGAGAUCUAAGGAUGCAACCAAUGAUUUUUUAUUUUUUAUUAUUAUUCAUUAUUCAUCUGCAGAUUAUUUUCAUGAUUACAAGAUUGAUUGUUUGGUUUAUUUAAUAUCAGAAAAUAGAAAAAAAGACAAGAAGAAAAUUGAGUUUCUCAGUGCCCAAGCUGAAGUCUUCAAAUGGCCGUUUCAACAACAGUUGAAAACCCAAAGAUAUUCAGUUUAUUAUUAUUAUUAUUAUUAUUAUUAUUAUUAUUAUUAUUAUUAUUAUUAUUAUUAACUUAAGGUCACUUACUGGCUUUUUCAAGAAGUUUCAACCACAUUUUACAGUCUUCCUCAGAAGAUGGAGUUUAUCUAGUUGUCAUGGAGAUAGCUCAUUGUGCAAGCUCCAUCAUCUAAGGAAGACCAUGAGAUGCAGUUGAAAUAUCUGUAAAAAGCUAGUAAGUGGACCUUGAUUUAAGUUUCCAUCCAUCCAUCCAUCCAUCCAUCCAUCGUCUACCGCUUAUCCGGGGUCGGGUCGCGGGGGCAGCAGCUCCAGUAAGGAACCCCAAU
Cottoperca gobio is the source of this 5005-nucleotide messenger RNA. It is a transcript of the gene arhgap31, whose product is annotated as Rho GTPase activating protein 31. The record is from RefSeq and is a predicted model, not a curated record. The transcript has 12 exons. Gene Ontology annotation, biological process: small GTPase-mediated signal transduction. Lineage: Eukaryota; Metazoa; Chordata; Actinopteri; Perciformes; Bovichtidae. Bases 540 to 4373 code for a protein of 1277 amino acids. Gene Ontology annotation, cellular component: lamellipodium. Gene Ontology annotation, molecular function: GTPase activator activity.